Messenger RNA from Sorex fumeus (smoky shrew), 3844 nucleotides. It is a transcript of the gene TMOD3, whose product is annotated as tropomodulin 3. The coding region runs from base 229 to 1287 and encodes 352 amino acids. The record is from RefSeq and is a predicted model, not a curated record. Gene Ontology annotation, molecular function: tropomyosin binding. Gene Ontology annotation, cellular component: myofibril; striated muscle thin filament. Gene Ontology annotation, biological process: muscle contraction; pointed-end actin filament capping; myofibril assembly. Lineage: Eukaryota; Metazoa; Chordata; Mammalia; Eulipotyphla; Soricidae. The transcript has 10 exons.
CAGCCGCAGCGACCGCCCGGCGGAGCAGGGGGAGCCGCGAGCGGGCGGAGCGGGCGACUCCCUGGCCAGGCGGCGGGCGCGCGGGCGCCGGGACGCGAAGCAGGUCACCCCCGCGGCUCUCGGAGCGGAGGAGCUCGGCGGCCCCGGGACGCGCCCGGCAGGUUUAAGAAAGAGUCGAACUCUCCUGACCAAACAGCAAAAAUCAAGUGAUUGCCAACACUGGGAAUCAUGGCACUGCCGUUCCGAAAGGACUUGGAAAAGUACAAAGACCUGGAUGAGGACGAGCUCCUCGGGAACCUGUCAGAGACAGAACUGAAGCAGCUGGAGACGGUUCUGGAUGAUCUCGAUCCUGAGAAUGCCCUCCUGCCUGCGGGCUUCCGGCAGAAGAACCAGACAUCCAAGGCGGCCACGGGGCCCUUCGACAGAGACCACCUGCUCUCCUUCCUGGAGAAGGAGGCGCUGGAGCACAAGGACAGGGAGGACUACGUGCCCUACACUGGGGAGAAGAAAGGAAAAAUAUUCAUCCCUAAACAGAAACCUGUGCAGACUUUCGCAGAAGAAAAAGUAUCUCUUGAUCCAGAAUUAGAAGAAGCUUUGACAAGUGCUUCUGAUACAGAAUUGUGUGACCUUGCAGCCAUUCUUGGAAUGCACAACUUGAUCACGAAUACCCAGUUCUGUAGUAUAGUGGGCAAUAGUAAUGGUGUCGACCAAGAACAUUUUUCAAAUGUGGUCAAAGGUGAAAAGAUUCUUCCAGUAUUUGAUGAACCACCAAAUCCUACCAAUGUUGAAGAGAGUUUAAAGAGAAUUAAAGAAAAUGACAUGCGUCUUGUUGAAGUUAAUUUGAAUAAUAUUAAGAAUAUCCCAAUUCCAACCCUAAAAGAUUUUGCCAAAGCUUUGGAAACCAACACACACGUGAGAGCGUUCAGCCUUGCAGCCACCCGGAGCAACGACCCCGUCGCUGCCGCUUUUGCAGACAUGCUCAGAGUGAACAAAACUUUGAAGAGCUUAAAUUUGGAGUCCAACUUUAUUACAGCAACCGGCGUCUUAGCACUGAUCGAUGCUUUAAGAGAUAAUGAAACCCUGUCAGAGCUCAAGAUUGACAACCAGAGACAGCAGUUGGGGACAGCUGCAGAAUUGGAAAUUGCCAAGAUGCUUGAGGAGAAUACAAACAUCCUUAAGUUUGGAUAUCAGUUCACACAGCAGGGACCCCGGACCAGAGCAGCUAAUGCCAUAACGAAGAACAAUGACUUAGUUCGCAAGAGACGAGUGGAAGGUGACCACCAGUAGGCCUUCCCUGGCCAGAAGGGGAAAGACUGGAAAGCUGUUUUUAACUGCAUUUAUUCCUCAUUUAAGUUGUUGCCAGUUUCAGGUUAUAAAGAUAGAUGAUAAUUUUGUAAAGCUUUAUUUCUACUUUCAGCUACAGUUUUAUUUUAGCUUCAUUGAAUAGUCUUAUGAGUCAGGUUAAAAAAUACAGUUUUACGGGCUGGAGAGAUAGAACAGUGGGUAAGACGCUUGCCUUGCACAUGUCCUAUCCAGGUUCAAUCCCCAGCACCCCAGAUUGGCCCCUGAGCACUGGUGGAUGUGAACAAACACACACACACACACACACAAAUACUCCGUUGUAAGAAGUUUCUAAAGUCAUGAAUGUAGAGAGUUUAAUUUAAGGAUUAAUCUUUUUUAAAAUCAAAAAGGGACUUUGGGGGACUGGAGCAAUAAUACAGCGGGUACAGCGUUUGCCUUGCACACGGCCGGCUCGAAUUCGAUUCCCACCAUCCCAUAUGGUCCCCUGAGCAUUGCCAGGAGUCAUUCCCGAGUGCAAAGCCAGGAGUAACCCCUGCGCAUCACCGGGUGUGACCCGAAAAGCAAAAAAAGGGGUGGGGACUUUGGGGGUCCAGCGAGAUGAUACAGGGUUUAGGGCAUUUGUCCUGUACACAGCCAGCCUUGGUUUGAACCCAGGCACCACAGAUCGUGCCACCCUUUACCACUGCCAGGGAUUGAUCCUUAAGCAUUGCUGGGUGUGGCCCACACCCCAAAAUAAAAAGGGACUUUGCCUGUAGCAGACUUGGCCCAAAUACAGUGUAGACACAGUCCCAUGAUCUAGAACACAUGAACUGGGCCUUGUAACUUAAAAGUCUUGUAAGUCACCACCCCACUGUGGAGGCCUUCAGCACCUGUUUGCAUUGUGUCAGUGGCUGUGGCCAGGAUCGGAGCUUAUCAUGCAUUGAGACAUUCCUCUCUAACACCCCUCACCUCUGUAACAGGGUGGCAGAGAGCCCUGUGUGGGUGGGAAAGCCAUUUUCUUCCCCCACAAAGGCAGGCCGCAGUGCUCCGUCAUUUGGGAGAAGAGAAAAAAACAUUCGUGCAGCCCAUGGAAUCCUGGUGGGAUUUGACCUGGGGAGCGGGCAGGCAGGGGCACCACAUACAGCCGCUGAGCUCAGGGACGAAACUCUCCCUCAUCCCAGCCCAACAGGAAAAUGACUCUUCAGAAAGGUUAAGUCCUAUGACCUGUAUUCUUUGCUCAGAUUUAAAAAAAAAAAAAAAAAAUACCUGCACCAUGCCAGAUUUGAGCUAUCCUCUGGCUCAGUGCUAAAGCAGACCGUGUCUGGCCAGGGGUGCGACCCUGCUCUCACUUACGGGAAGGAUUUUGUCACCCUUUUUGAAAUUGGAAAUUUGUCUGCCAGAAAAGUUCAGCGACAGGCAGUUUCUUAGGGUGGUUUAUUACAGCCCCGCCCAGCAGGCAAAGGCUUCGAAGGUCGGGGGGAUGUGCUUGUAUUUUAAAUCAGUAUCCAGUGUUUCAAAGGGGCUGGGAAUCAUCUCUGUACUGCCUUACAGGAAAGGCUGAUUUUUCAAGUUAGCAGCAGUGUAACUACCCGCCACUUCCCACUUUUUUUUUAUUUGGCCAUAGCCAGUGGUGCUCAGGGCUUACUCCUGGUAGGGCUCGGGGAAUCUUAAGGGAUGCAGGGGAAUGGACCUGGGGUGGCCAUGUGCAGGGCAAGGGCCCACCCCACUUUCCAUAUGCCGCUCUGAGUGUGAGUCCAGGCCCUGCUAGGCCUGUCCUCAGGGCUUCUCUGCAGUGACCUAUGUGGAAACCAUGGCCUCCCUGCCACAAAGAUGAUGCUUUGUAAAACAGCAGUGGGUGGUCCCCACCUACAAGUGCUCAGACCACUUGGGGGUAAUAGCUUUUUCACUCAGCUGUUUAUCAGAGUAUGAAGGACUUGGGUAUUUUGUUUGAUCUGAGCUGUAGUCAGUCACCUCACUACAGAAAAUUGUCUUAAGUUCCAAGUCAUCAAGCCCUGGAAUGAACAGGAGGUGAAUUUUUUUUACAAAUUGAAAACUACAAGCCUCAUCGAAAGAAACAAAGAUAUUGUAGAAAAUAGAAAUAUUUGUAUGUUUAUGAAUUGGAAGAAUAAACAUUGUUUAAAAAAAUUGUCUUAAGAAUAAUGAGAGAAAACUUGUUUACUUUGAUCUUUAAAAACCUGGCACCUCUUUUUGGUAGUUUUGGACAUUUCUAAAAUUUGAUCAUUGAAAUAGUCUUUUUUUAAACCAAGCAUUUUCUAAAACAUUUUGUAAUCUAAUUAAACUUAUCAAAUAAUUUUCUUUGUAUUUUAUAACUGUUAUUUUAAAACUUUUUAAUUGCCCAUUUUAUAAAAUUUGAUGUUCAUAUUUGCCUGGAGUUCUAUUUUUUCCAGUAUUUCUACCUGAAAUUUUACGGAUUUUGGUGCUAUAAAUAUGUGGCUAAAGGCUAGAAAUCUAAAAUAUACGUAAAAUACAUUCCCUAAGGGUGCCUGUCAUUUAAAAGACCAAAUGAACAUUUUUUGUUAAAUAAACUAGAUUGUUAAAGAUU